Messenger RNA from Bufo gargarizans (Asiatic toad), 2105 nucleotides. RefSeq names its product gastrula zinc finger protein XlCGF8.2DB-like. The coding region runs from base 485 to 1624 and encodes 379 amino acids. The record is from RefSeq and is a predicted model, not a curated record. Lineage: Eukaryota; Metazoa; Chordata; Amphibia; Anura; Bufonidae. The transcript has 2 exons.
GCAUUUGUACAGAAGCUCAGUAGCGUUUAUCUGCUGUUGUAAAGGUGCCGCUGAUUACCCGAUGAAUGAGCAAAACGCUCGUUCAUCAGAUAAUAGGAUUGUUCGUGGGGACACCUAAAUCUUCGUUUGCCAGCAGCAGAUCAUGAUGUCUGAACAGCCUCUGCCGCCUGCAAACAAUGAUUCUGUAUGGGGAUGAGCGAUGGCAUUAACAUUCACAGCAACCUAUACUGUGGAGGAGAUCACUGCAUGUAAAUGCAACAGUCUCCUCUACUGACAAACAGGCUAUUGAGCAGUGCAAAGGGGACUGUAGUCCAGGACAGUAGCAGGUAAAGAGAGACAUGGCAGUCAUGGAUACAGACAUCACAAGCACAUAUAAGUUUCCAGAUUCUUGAAAUGUUCCUGGGAAAAUGUCCUGAAUCUAUGUUAUUAAAACUGAAAGCUACAGAUAAGUGAACAGUAGUGGGUAUAAAAUAUACAGAACAUAAUGCACUAUGUCAUAGAAGACAUGACUGAGAAGAUUUCAUUUCGAGAAGAAACUCAUCUGAAGGCGACACACAUACCCACAGAAUCACAAAUUGGUUCAGUUCAUAUUAAGGGAAAACCAGUCCCAUAUGACAGAGGAAACCUUUCAGACACUGGUGAUAACUUUUUUACAGAUCGUGUACCAUAUACAUAUGUUUGUAUUAAGGAGGAACCAAUCUCAUGUGAUAAAGGAAAUCUCACAGAAUUCACAGAUUAUUUAAAGCCUUCCCCUAUUCAUAUUAAGAAAGAGCUAGUCUCAUGUAAUGGAGGACAGUCCACUAACCCAGGCAUGUUUAUUCCUACAGAUCAUCCACCAUAUCCAUUUUAUUAUAUUAAGAAAGAACCAACCUUAUGUGAUGGAGAAAUCAGUGAUCACUACAUUUAUACAACCACAAAGCAGAACCAACAAUACCCAUCUACUCAUGUUAGGAAAGAUGAACAUUUUGCACAGAAGAUAAACAUUGACACCCAUCAGAACAUCUACACUCAGCAGAAGUCAUUUUUAAGCGAGUGUGGGAAUGGUUUUACUGGUAGAACCCACUAUAUCACCCAUCAAACAAUUCACACUGGAGAAAAGCCAUUCUCUUGUUCUUACUGUGGGAAAGGCUUUUCCCAAAUGUCCUAUUUUCUUUCACAUCAGAGAAUACACACGGGGGAACGACCCUUCUUUUGCAUCAAGUGCAGUAAAAGUUUUCGAAUAAAGAGUAGCUUGAGCAAGCAUUUGAGGACUCAUAAACUUGACAAUCCAUAUAUUUGCCCUCUGUGCAAGAAAACCUUUAUCCACAAGGGACAUUUUGUGGCCCAUCAGAGGAUUCACAUGGAAGAGACGAGAUUCUCCUGUCCUUUCUGUGAAAAGGUCUUCAUUCAUCAUGGACAUUUUGUUGCUCAUCAAAGAAUCCAUACAGAAGAGAAAAGUUUUUCAUGUUCCUACUGUGACAAAAGUUUUAUCCAUCAUGGACAUUUUGCAGCUCACCAGAGAGUUCACACUGGUGAAAAGCCAUUUCCAUGUUCUGAUUGUGGAGCAUGUUUUAGUACUCACCAUAAUCUGGUGGUCCAUCAGAGACUACACUCAACUCCAGCCAUUAGCUUUUACGGAUCAUAGCUUAUUCUAAUGAUGAAAGGUGCUUCUUUCAUAUACACAAUUGAGCAAUUUACUGGUGUACAUGCAUCUAAUCAAUAUUGAACAUGUCUGUGUUAAAAAAAAAUUCUGGUACAUGAAUGAACCUACCGAAAUGUCCUUUUCAAUUUAGAAGAAUUAAGUGUAAAUGAUAAACCAAGACAGUAUUUAUUAGGACACUGCUUGACUACAGUUGGAUUCCUAUUUAUGAAUCUUCUGAAGCUUAAAGGGAAUGUCCGGGUUCAGAGCUGAACCCGGAUAUACCCUUAUUUUCACCCAGGCAGCCCCCCUGAGGCUCAUGCUCCAAUGUGCUACCUUGCAUGCGCUACCUUGCAGGGCACGGGUUCUUUUGUUUUCAAUAACACACUGCCGGGCGGAAACUUCCGCCUGGCAGUGUGUUUGGUGACGUUACCGGCUCUGAUGGGCGGGCUACAGCGCUGCCCUAGCCGUUUUACUGGCUAGAGCA